Papaver somniferum (opium poppy) is the source of this 822-nucleotide messenger RNA. Its product is annotated as pectinesterase QRT1-like. Gene Ontology annotation, biological process: cell wall modification. The record is from RefSeq and is a predicted model, not a curated record. Gene Ontology annotation, molecular function: pectinesterase activity. NCBI's taxonomy places the organism in Eukaryota, Viridiplantae, Streptophyta, Magnoliopsida, Ranunculales, Papaveraceae. The transcript has 3 exons. Bases 1 to 822 code for a protein of 273 amino acids.
AUGGAGAGGAGGUCUUUCUUGAAUAAUAACAAUGGAACUAGAAAGAAUAGAAUGGGUUUGGAUGUUAUUGUUGUUGCAAAGGAUGGUACUGGAGAUUCUGAAACUUUACAAGGCGCAAUCAACAUGGUUCAGGUGGAUAAUACACGUCGAGUCAAGAUCUUUAUACGUCCUGGAAUUUAUAGAGAAAAGGUAUUAAUUCCAGAAAACAAGCCGUAUAUUUCAUUGAUUGGAAUUGAACCUAACACGACAGUGAUAACAUGGAAUGCAAAAGCUUCAGACAAGGAUGAGCAUGGUAAAGAAAUAAGGACUUUCAAAACAGCUACUGUCAGUGUCGAAUCUGAUUACUUCUGUGCCAAUGGGGUAACUUUUCAGAAUACUAUAGUUGCAAAGCCAAAAACGAAAAACAUGCAAGCAGUUGCACUGAAAAUAAGCGGGGAUAAGGCCGUAUUUUAUAAUGUGAUGUUUCUUGGAUACCAAGAUACACUUUAUGACCAUCAUGGAAGACACUACUUCUACAAGUGUUUCAUCCAAGGAGCCAUUGAUUUCGUAUUUGGGAAUGCAAGGUCGCUUUAUGAGGAUUGCACUAUCAACUCAGUAGCAAGAAGACACGGAUAUGGAUUCAUUGCAGCCUCUCAUAGGAACUCGCCUGAUGAAAAUACAGGGUUUUCUUUCUUGAACUCGAGAAUUCGUGGCAGGGGAAAAAACUUCUUGGGAAGACCAUGGGGCAAGUACUCGCGUGCAAUCUAUGUCAAAACCGAUAUGGACAACAUUAUAAGUCCUGAAGGAUGGAAUGACUGGAAGGAUCCGUCGAAAAGAAGGUGA